Messenger RNA from Daucus carota subsp. sativus, 2342 nucleotides. RefSeq names its product cyclin-T1-3. The record is from RefSeq and is a predicted model, not a curated record. Gene Ontology annotation, cellular component: cyclin/CDK positive transcription elongation factor complex; nucleus. Gene Ontology annotation, biological process: regulation of transcription by RNA polymerase II; positive regulation of DNA-templated transcription, elongation. NCBI's taxonomy places the organism in Eukaryota, Viridiplantae, Streptophyta, Magnoliopsida, Apiales, Apiaceae. Gene Ontology annotation, molecular function: cyclin-dependent protein serine/threonine kinase activator activity.
CUCUUAUCUAUUGAUUCAUACAUACAUACUCAAUUAUACAUACAUAUCACCCAUUUCUUCGUCAAGUCUUCAACUUUCUGCAGUCGCGCGAUUCGUUGUAAGAAUCAACUACUUCAAUUCUCCAAUCUUGGAUGAAGUUGUUAUUUAUCGAGUAGAUGGCUGGGGUAUUGUCGGGCGAUCCUUUACAACAUGGAUUGUAUGAAGGAGGAUCUUCUUACAGUAAUAAUCAGUCGGAAGAUGGAAGUGGUGGUGGUGGACAAUGGUAUUAUUCCCGAAAGGAAAUUGAAGAAAAUUCUGCUUCUAGAAAAGACGGGAUUGAUCUCAAGAAAGAGACUUAUAUGCGCAGGUCUUAUUGCACUUUCUUGCAAGACUUGGGCAUGAGGCUUAAAGUACCCCAGGUAACAAUUGCUACAGCGAUAAUUUUUUGUCAUCGAUUCUUUCUUCGUCAGUCUCAUGCAAGGAACGACAGGAGGACCAUAGCAACAGUAUGCAUGUUCCUCGCAGGAAAGGUUGAAGAAACACCUCGCCCGCUGAAAGAUGUCAUCCUUGUUUCUUACGAAAUUAUACAUAGAAAGGAUCCUGAUGGUGCACAGAAGAUAAAGCAAAAGGAGGUUUAUGAACAGCAAAAAGAGCUAAUUUUAAUGGGAGAAAGGGUUGUACUUGCUACUCUUGGUUUUGAUCUUAAUGUGCAUCAUCCGUACAAGCCCCUCGUAGAUGCUAUAAAAAAAUUUGGAGUAGCUCAAAAUGCACUGGCUCAAGUUGCAUGGAAUUUUGUGAACGAUGGGCUUCGGACAUCUCUGUGCUUGCAGUUUAAGCCUCACCAUAUUGCAGCAGGUGCCAUCUUCCUUGCUGCUAAAUUUCUCAAAGUAAAGCUCCCACAUGAUGCUGAGACAAGUUGGUGGCUAGAGUUUGAUGUUCAUCCACUCCAGUUGGAAGAGGUUAGUAAUCAAAUGUUGGAACUUUAUGAACAAAAUAAAGUGCCACAUUCUCAGACUAGUGAAGUUGAAGGCAGUGCUGUUAGUGUACCCACACCAAGAGCCCCAACAAAAGCUCCUCCCACAACUGAAGAGCGUCUUGUAAUAAACAGUAAUUCUCAAGGUAGGGGCGCUACUUCAAAAACUGGACUUGUGAAGUCAGGGUCAUCUCGUCCAGCCCAUGACCAGUCAUAUCUUGACAUUAGUGAUGCUCCUCCAAGGACAACACCAAACGGGAACAGUGACUACGCAAGCACACAUAUAAAUGGCCAACCAGACCAGAAGGGAGAUAUUAUGGUUAAUGAUGGUCAGUUUUUUGGCUCUGAAUCUUUUCCUCACCAGGGUAACCCUGAAGAAGUUCAGGGUGGUUCAAUGUAUGAUACUGAGGGACAUGACGGGACAGAUCUAGAAAGAAAUGAUGGGAGAAGUGGCACAAGGGUAGCAAAAGACUUCAGGGACAAAUGGAACAGCCGUUACAAGGAUCAUAGAGAUGGAAAAAUUGGCCACUCACCAAGGGAAGCAGUGAUAAAUAUUGAUAAAAACAAGGUAAAAGCAGCUCUCGAGAAACGGAAAAAGGCGCGUGGUUCUACAACGCGAAAAACAGACUUCACAGAUGAGGAUGAUCUGAUUGAGAGGGAGCUAGAAGAUGGCAUUGAACUAGCUGUUGAGAGCGAGAAGAGCAGGUCUAAAAGAGAGCAGAACUGGUCCAGUGAUGAAUAUGGGCAUCACUCUAGAAAUCAGGACGAGGACGGAGACGGCGAACAUGAAACGAAAUGGCAGUCGCCAUUAAAAAAUGAAUUUGACAAUGUAGAAGAAGGGGAAGUGCCAACUUUUGAUGAUACAGGCAGGUCAUAUCAGUCAUCAAACAUUCGCAAAAGAAAGGCUGGAAGCCCGCUUGACAGAUCUGUGGUGGGAAAGCGCCAUGAGUAUAUGACGUCUGUAUCCAAUCAACAUGAUCAUGACAACUUUCAAGAAGAUAGAGGGCUGGUGAGGCUUUCAGAAAAGGAUCGGAAAAAAUAUGUUCAGGAAAAUGAUGCUUUAUGUGCCUGCUGGAUGAAGAUUGUUUCCCUACACACCACCACCACCACCAGAAGAUGCUCUAUGUAUGUUACAAAGAAUCAGAACUAUUGAUGUGCAGGAUAUGAUAUGCAUGUAUAAAGAUUGAACACACAAGGUUUUAUUUCAGGAGUAUUCUCCUGCAAAAAGAGACAUUGAGAACUUAGAAGCUGGUCUAGGUUAUUUAUAAAGUCUUCAGGAUUUUUUACCUUUUAUAGUCAUAGUUGCGUAAUUAGGCACAAGUCCACAAGGAAGAUGAAUGCAAUUCCGUGGAGUGAUUUACUUAAUAAUAUGGUGUCUGCUUUGACUAUA